Molecule: messenger RNA, 3067 nt
Organism: Oncorhynchus mykiss (rainbow trout)
Lineage: Eukaryota; Metazoa; Chordata; Actinopteri; Salmoniformes; Salmonidae
Product: serine/threonine-protein kinase STK11
Biological process (GO): establishment of cell polarity; protein phosphorylation; intracellular signal transduction
Cellular component (GO): cytoplasm
Molecular function (GO): protein kinase activator activity; ATP binding; protein serine/threonine kinase activity
Source: RefSeq, a predicted model, not a curated record
CUUGCGAAACAGACCAAACAGACCAGACCGGGGUUUGGGGCUUGAUAAGUUAAUGAGAGAAAAUAAAAAGUAUUCCUUAGUUGUUCAUUUUCUCGAAAUCUGAAUGCACAACCUAGAUUCAAGACAAGUACUUAAGUAGCUGAACAUGUUAUUACUCCAACCUCGAGAAAGUGAUAAACUGAAACAUUUUUAUUUAGUAUACAACAACUUUAUAUCGAAGGAGUGCCUUUGAUUUGUUUGAGUUUAGCGCGAGACGACCAUCAGACACGAUUACGUUUUUAUACGCAUGCGCUUUGCUAGUCAACGUCGCCAUGACAUCGCCUACAACUGUGAUCGGGGAUUUCUAUUGGAGAAGCAGUUUUACCCUAUCUUCAUAUUGUACUGUCUUUGGUUUGGAGCAUGGAGUGUGUAAACAAGAUGGAGGCGUUUCUGACAUCCAGCACUUCUACAUGGGCAAUCGAUGAUAUCGGUCAAGUAGCAUACAAGAUCUGAGGAUCCCUGCAUCGAUUCAUUGACGCUGGCAGACCAGUUUUGCAGUCUUGGCAAGUACCCCGGAUUUAUUCGGUACAUGGGAUGGAGGUAGAAAAUUAGAUCAGCUAAACAUUGUAGAAGAACUCAAUGAAAAUCAUAUACCUGAUUCACAAUUAAGUUGCCCACAACAUGACAUUCACCAAUAACCAAAGAAAGCUGCACACAUCACAACACUGCAGGUCCCAGGUGUCACAAGGACAUGGCUAAGGAGGGAAUAGGCCUAUAUCAUCAGAGAACAAAGAACUAAACCAUUCCCUCAUACCAUAGCCAGACAUUGUAAUAUUGGACAGUACCCAAACUCAGUCCACUCACUUCUCUGCUCAAGCAGUGCUGCAUGGUCAGCAGGUUAAGGUGAACAUUCUGUAGCCUUUCUGCAGUUGCAGCAUCCUGCAUUUCAAUAUUCAGUAUUGGAAUAUUUUUCUUGCAAUUUCGUACAGUCCGACCCAGGGCAUCCAGAAACAAACAGUACAGUAGUAUUAAAGAACAGUCAAGUUGCUGAAGGGGCAACCAUGAAUGACGAGGACAUCCAUGAACACAUGGACUAUUUGGAGAAUGACUUGACCAUGUGCAUGGAAACCUUCAUCCACCGCAUCGACUCCACUGAAGUCAUCUACGAGCCGCGGAGGAAGAAGGCCAAGCUGAUUGGGAAGUACCUGAUGGGAGACCUGCUGGGGGAGGGCUCCUACGGGAAGGUGAAGGAGAUGCUGGACUCUGAGACCCUCUGCAGGAGGGCAGUCAAGAUCCUCAAGAAGAAGAAGCUGAGACGCAUCCCCAAUGGGGAGCAAAAUGUAAAAAAAGAGAUUCAGCUGCUACGAAGAUUAAGGCACAAGAAUAUUAUCCAGUUGGUUGAAGUUUUGUAUAAUGAGGAGAAGCAAAAGAUGUAUAUGGUGAUGGAAUAUUGUGUAUGUGGAAUGCAGGAGAUGUUGGACAGUGUUGAUGAGAAAAGGUUUCCAGUCUUUCAAGCUCAUGGGUACUUUUGCCAGCUGCUAGAUGGCUUGGAAUAUUUGCACAGCCAAGGAAUAGUUCACAAAGAUAUUAAACCAGGGAAUCUACUGCUGACGACGGAUGGCGCACUAAGAAUCUCCGACCUGGGUGUAGCAGAGGCGCUGCACCCAUUUGCAGAGGACGACACAUGUUGUACGAGCCAGGGCUCUCCGGCCUUCCAGCCCCCAGAGAUUGCCAACGGCCUGGACACCUUCUCAGGGUUCAAAGUGGACAUCUGGUCUGCUGGUGUCACACUUUAUAACAUAACAACCAGCCUGUACCCUUUCGAAGGUGACAACAUCUAUAAGCUGUUUGAGAACAUUGGGAAGGGAGACUACAGUGUUCCAGAGGAGUGUGGCCCUCUGCUCUCUGGCCUGUUAAGAGGAAUGCUUGAGUAUGACCCUGAGAAGAGGUUCUCAAUACAAAACAUUAGACAACACAACUGGGUAAGGAAGAAACACCCUGCAACGGAGCCUCUGGUGCCCAUGCCCCCUAGUGCUGAUCGGAGGGACGCGUGGCGUAGCAUGACCGUACUGCCCUACCUGGAGCACCUGCACGGCUACGCCGACCAGGACGACGAGGAUGACGACGAACUCUUCUACGGAGACGGAGAGAUCAUCUACUCUCAGGGUUUCACUAUGACAGGUCGGGUGCAUGAGGAUGGGCUGGAGCAGAACGGGCACCAGGGGGGUUGUGUGGGGCCGGGGCUGGGGCUGGGGCUCAGGACCCUAUGUGUGAACGGCACGGAGACAGACCAGGACCACUACCCAACCACCAGCAGGACCAGGUCCCGAUCAGAACGCCUCUCCUCCUCCUCCUCCUCCAACCCCUCACGCAAAGGAGUGUCCACCUACAGCCGCAUCCGCAAGCUGUCCAACUGCAAGCAGCAAUGAGGGCAGCCCCUGGACCCCCAGCCCUGAACACAUAUACUGGACAGGUUUGUGUUCUCUAUUUUCCGGCUCCCUGACGUUUGGGUGAUGAAUGUUUUGACAGCCUGGUCUGCAGCAUGCAAUAACAGGACAUGAUGCACUACAGUGGUUUAUUUCACUAGUUAUUUUCUGUCUGACAACGUAAGUGAAGCUCCAGAGAGAAAUGGAGAAGAGGCUAGGACUUACCCCCUUCUGCAGAUCAUACUGGGAAUCCCACCCCUCACUGUAUGAAUGUAGCUCGUUUUAGACUACUACACUGUUUCUCCUACAGUUACUCUGUAUUAAAGCGCACAUUGUGAUGUGUAUUGAAUGACAUGGGUCAUUUCAAUAAACUACAAUAUUUGUAACGGUAAUAAGUAUGAUCAUUUAAUAAGAAAUGCAUUAACGGCAUAUGCAGGCUAAAGAAAAGGGAACUAUAGACAAGCCAAGGAUGCAUAACUAUUCGAGAAUGUCUUUGCUUUAGAUUUUUUUUUGCAUCUUUAGUUUUGGUGUUUUAGUCCCCAAAAUGGGUUUUAAUUAUUAUUUAUAUAAAAUGCACCCCAACCUCACCAGCUGUUUGUUCUGUGAUUUUUCUCUUUAUUUGUGGCUGUAUUAUAAAUAAAUGUAUCUUGUCAAUCAAACAA